CACUGAGUCUGCAGUGGACGCCUGGCAAGCCAAGCCAAGCUCAUUGCAGGAUGAUGAAAGGAGCGCUCCUUAGACUCGGACUCAGUAACUUACCGGUAAGAGUUUAAGGGUACAGAAGGAGGCUACAGCUAGACUGGAUCGAGAGAGCAUCUGCUUGUUGAGGGGAUCAGCACGGACUUGGCAGUCAAAUUACAUACAUCAGACGCGCUACUCGAGAAGACUGCAAAAGCAGCUUGUCAUGGGUUUGGCAGCUAAGCUGCUUCUUGUCUGCUCUCCUCUCGCUUAUGCAGCAUUGAAGGCGCCUUCCGCACCCUUGCGCUUUGCCCUUGGCUACUCUGCUGGCGUCGGGUUUGUAAUAGCGGGUGCUGCCUCACUCGACAUCCCUUGGCUCCUCGGAAAGCGGAGGCGCGAUGGCAGUGUUCCCCUCUGGUCAUAUCUCCUCUUCUCCUCAUUCCACAUGGGGUUCAGGGUGUACGUCAAAGUUCGGAGGCUGGUCUCAGAGGAACCCGUUUACACCAAGGUGACGCCUGAGUGGUAUGUCGGCGGGUGGCCGUUCGCACCAGGGGAUGUUCCAGCUGGGAAACCUGCGGUUGUAGACUGCACUUGUGAACUGCAAAGGACGGCGGUGGUUGCAGAUUUGCCAUACUUAAACCUGCCAGCAUUUGACUCGCGUGUUCCAAAGCUAGAAUAUUUCGAUGAGGGGGUGCGGUGGUCUCUGGAGCAGCAGCAAGCGGGGAGACCUGUGUUCGUGCACUGUGCUUUUGGGCAUGGGCGUAGCGUGGCUCUGCUGUGCGCAUGCCUAGUUGCUCAGGGGGCAGUGUCCUCCUGGCAAGAAGCCUUUGCGUUGAUCAAGUCUGUCCGGCCGCAUGUACGAAUGAACAGGAUACAGCGGGAGACUCUCAUGCGGUGGUGCGAACGCUAUUCGCAGAAUGCGAAGACAUGAAGAUCCCUCAAACUGUAGAGAUAUCUACUGCCGUUAUUGAUUUGAUGUACGGGGUACAGCAUAAUGUCUAUCGGGGUAAUAAACAGAGGCUUUGAGCCGGAGCGCUUGAGCAUCAGUUUGGAUCCGGUUCUCCGUGUGAUUGUUUCCCGUAUGUUUGAACACAACAAUAGAAGCAAUCAAGAGGACACGUACAACAUAGCAGGACGCUCACGCACAGUCACUGCCGUAACAGCUUAGGUCAUUGUGAUCUCAGUUAACGGGUAGGGAUCAGAAAAUUCAACGCACGCUACUGGCCGGAGCUAGAUCAGUACGGUGUCAGGGUUAAAAGCACAGCAGAUUGAGAGACAGCACCAGACGGAACGAUGAAGAGAAUCUGAGUCAAAGAUUUGGGAGAAUUUUCGUCGGAGUGCUA
Klebsormidium nitens is the source of this 1355-nucleotide messenger RNA. The record is from the annotation of a GenBank genome assembly. Lineage: Eukaryota; Viridiplantae; Streptophyta; Klebsormidiophyceae; Klebsormidiales; Klebsormidiaceae.